This is a messenger RNA of Trichoderma harzianum CBS 226.95, 1815 nucleotides long. RefSeq lists its product as hypothetical. The coding region runs from base 204 to 1499 and encodes 431 amino acids. NCBI's taxonomy places the organism in Eukaryota, Fungi, Ascomycota, Sordariomycetes, Hypocreales, Hypocreaceae. The transcript has 3 exons. Gene Ontology annotation, biological process: vacuole organization; endosomal transport. The record is from RefSeq and is a predicted model, not a curated record. Gene Ontology annotation, molecular function: ATP binding; ATP hydrolysis activity.
AUCCAGUUCCCAGUUCAUGGCAUCAUCUCGUUCCGCUGAUAAAGCCCGACCUUCCUCUGGUGACCAGCUCGACCGGCCUGUCGAAUCCUCCCAAGACGGCUUAUAAGUGACACGCCCCCUGUCGCCUCGAGUCACUUUCCGAGGCUGCAUUGCCGUCGUCUUUUUGCGCUCGCAUCCUCGAACACUACAAGGCAACCGUCAUCAUGUCCGUCAACUUUCGAGACCGGGCCAUCGCCGAGGUCCAGAAGGCUAUUGCCGCGGACAAUGAGAAGGAAUACCAAAAAGCCUUCGAUCUCUACAUGUCGUCGAUGGAGCUGUGGGUCAAGGCUCUUAAGUGGGAGAAGAACAAGGCUAUCAAGGCCACCAUGCAGGAGAAGAUGGCGACCUACUUGGACCGUGCCGAAAAGCUGAAGCAGUUCUUGCAAUCCGAGAGCGAGGCCAAUGCCAGUGGCGGCAAGACGCCUAUGGGAGCCAAUGGAUCCAGCGCAGGAGGCAAAGCCAAGCCAUCAGCAGAGGACGAAGACAGCAAGAAGCUUCGCAAUGCGCUGUCAGGAGCCAUUCUCCAAGAGCGACCAAACGUGAGAUGGGAGGAUAUUGCUGGAUUGGAGGGCGCCAAAGAGACGUUAAAAGAGGCCGUCGUGCUGCCCAUCAAAUUCCCAAACCUGUUUCAGGGCAAGAGACAAGCGUGGAAGGGUAUCUUGUUGUACGGCCCUCCAGGAACCGGAAAAAGUUACCUGGCCAAAGCCGUCGCGACAGAAGCAAACAGCACGUUCUUCAGUAUCAGCAGUUCCGAUUUGGUGAGCAAAUGGAUGGGUGAGAGUGAAAGACUCGUGAAGCUUUUGUUCUCUAUGGCAAGAGAGAACAAACCGUCUGUCAUCUUUAUUGACGAGAUUGACGCUCUUUGCGGCCCCCGAGGUGAGGGUGAAUCUGAAGCUUCUCGACGUAUCAAGACGGAAAUCCUAGUGCAGAUGGACGGCGUCGGCAACGACAGCAAGGGCAUUCUUGUGCUAGGCGCAACCAACAUUCCUUGGCAACUGGAUGCUGCUAUUCGCCGACGUUUCCAAAGGCGUGUUCACAUCGGCCUGCCUGACCCCAACGGGCGAGCGAGGAUGUUCAAGCUUGCUAUUGGAGAUACAGACACUGCUUUGGAAGCUAGCGAUUUCAGCACCCUGGCAUCGUUGUCAGAUGGAUUCUCGGGAAGCGAUAUCAGCAACGUUGUUCAGUCCGCUCUCAUGAGACCUGUUCGGAAGAUUUUGCAAGCGACUCAUUUCAAGCCCGUAAUGAAAGAUGGCAAGAGAAUGUUGACGCCUUGUUCCCCAGGAGAUCCGGAGAAGAUUGAGAUGACGUACGACGAUGUCAAGCCGGAGGAACUGUCGGCUCCGGACGUGACACUCCAAGAUUUUGAGAUAGCUUUAGCUGACUCACAUCCGACAGUGUCCAAGGAUGACAUUGAGAAGCAAAUUGAAUGGACGAAUGAAUUUGGAAGCGAGGGAGCUUAGGCAAUGGGGCGUGUCUUUGAGAGUACAUGGCACAGCGGCGCUUUGAGGAGUUAGAGGGGCAUCUAGGCACUCUUUGCACAUACAAUGUUGAAUUCGGGAAUCGUAAUGCAUCUGUCUUACUGGAAAAGAAAAAGAAGCUGUUCAUAUUUGAUUCUUUUUAUGGUAGAUAGUGGGCCGGCAUCUUUGUAGGAUGUGAUUAAUUUUGAGUCCAAGAUGAAUUGGCAUUUGCUUGCAUGAUGAAAUCUAAGAUUGUAUGAUAAACGUUUCUCUGGUCAGAGAAGACGCAAGAAGGCUCAAAAGUGCGCACUGCAGUGGC